CUUGGGUAAAUAUGGAUAAUAGAUGUAUCCAAUAUUGUCUUCCAAAAGACACCUCAGAAAUUUGGCUUCCAAGUUCCAAACCUCCACUUUCUUUUCACAAAGUUCAAAUUCUAUUUAAACCCCUUUUCUCAUCUAUUCUCUUCUCCAACAGACACACAAACAAAAAAGCAACAACAGCCUUUUUGUCUCUCUAGCUAGAAUCAUAAAUAUUUGUUUGCUACCAUGGAAAAGUUGAUGAAGACUCAAUCAGUUGCUCCAAGUUCAGCUAAUUCUACUAAACUGGCCAUGCACAAAGAUUCCCACGUAAUAUCCAAGUUCAAGCCAAAGAUUCGCAUAAUCCAUGUAUUUACACCUGAAAUCAUCAAGACAGACGCCGAAAAUUUCCGAGAACUGGUUCAGAAUCUCACGGGCAACAAGCCUCAUGCAGACAAGGUUAGUGGUGGUACGAUGAGGAGUAAAACAACAAGUGGUACUUCAGCUCCGCGCAAGAAAAUGGAAGAGCAAAAAAAGGACGAGUUUACAAGGUUGCAAAAUGGGGAAUUGAUAAAGGAAGAAAUAGAAGAGUUAUGGAGAGGUGAGAAGAUUAAUAGUUUCUUGGAUGGUUUCUCUGAUUUGGAUGGUUUUAUUGAAGAGUUAAAUCAAUUCCAUUCACUUCCUCUAAGGUCUUCGCUCAUGGAUGUGUUUGAAGAUCCAAAAUGGAUGAGCAAGGAGAGAUGUGAAUCACUGUGGCCAAAAGCCAAAAUAUUCAACCCGGGGCCCUUUGGCGUUUAGCUUCAAUUUCUUGUGCUCCACUUUAACAUACCACUGCCCCGGAGGCUGAGAAAUUUCACGUUUGGAGGCUCAGAAAUUUUCAUGACUUUUUAGCACCAUCCCCAAAGUCAGCCAUAUCCUUUUGUCAACUCAUAUAUAUCCAAAGUAAUUCAAUUCUAACAACAAACAAUCAAUACAUGUAUGUAUGUAUGUAUGUAAUAAAUAAUAUUGAUCCAUUGUAUGCAUGUAGCAAAUAUACAUAAUUUUGUUAUAAAUGGUGUUUGUCUCCUUCUCUAUAAUAGAGGCAGAAGCCUACAUGGACCUUGUAUAUUAAUUGGCAACAACCAAUUUGGAUUCUAUUUUAUUUAUAUAUGUAUUUAUACAUAUAAUUUUGCUAAAAAAAAUGCAUAAAUCUUAUAGUAUAAGGGGUAAAUCAUCAAUCUAUUCUCGACAAUAAACUGGUAGUAUAAUCAUAUAAUUUGUAUAUUUUAUAAAUCUAUAAUAGAACUGUAUAUAUAAAAAUUGAUUGCUGUACAUAUAAGUAAAUAACAUAUUUUCAGUUACAUAUAAUAUACUAUGUAUUCCAUGACUUAAUUUUUUUUUAUAUAUAAAUAAAAACUAAAUGUGGAAGGUUUUUGCUUAGCUUGGUUGCAAUAUAAUCAGAGUGGAUAUUUUAAUUUGUGCCGUUGUGAUUGUUACCUGGCGCCAUACAAAAGAUUGACAGUAUAAAUGUACAUAACUAAACCUCUAAAAAGAUAUAUAACCCUAUAAUGCAUACCAAAUAUACAUGUUAAAUUCCAGCAAAGAAAAAAAAGAAAAAGAUAUGUUAUAAUUUAUAUAUAUUUGCUGAGAGAUAUGUUGUAUAAUAUAUAAAUAUAUCAAACUACAAACUAAUUAUUAAUACCGACUCUCACCCCCCAAAAAAAAAAAAAAAUUAUUAGUACCAAUCCGAACAAAUAAAUAGAGAGUUUAACAUUUGGAUAAUAUUUAAUCACCUCUCUCCAUAUGUGUCAAUGUCAACGUUAUAAAAUAAGACAAAACUACUUAAUUACCCAUCUUAAACAAAGUCUUAUUGCCCCUUAAUAAAUAAUUAUAGUCUUGCAUUUCAUAUGUGAAUUUGUUCUUUUUUGGGUCUAGGUGACUUGAGAAUAUUGUUCACUACCAUCCAUUAAUUGACAAUUCAAACUGCCAUGUGAAUUCUUAUUUCUCAGGUGUUUCUUGAAUAAAAACAAAACAAAACAAAACAAAACAAAACAAAACAAAACAAAAAAAAAAAAAAAAGGAGGAAAAAAGAAGAGAACUGUGCAAGAUCCAGAGUUCGAAUUUUCACUUUUUAAAUAUAAAAAAUAUAUACAUAAUAAUAAGAAUCUAAAUGAUGGCUCUAAACUUGGACCAUUUUUAAGACUGAGAAAGUAUGACAUACACGAUACAGUAGAUAAUGAUUGUAUCUAUGAAAUGUUCGUAAGUUUUUCAUCAAUAUAAUUCACCAAAAAGAAAGUUUUCCAUUAAGAUAGGAGUAUGAUUAAUUUAUUUCAUAUGAUUAGAUUAUCCGUUUAGAACUUGAAUAGAGUUUUAAUUAAUUUACCUUUUUUUAAAGAAAUAUAACUUUAAUAAAGUUUAUAUCAUAAUCUGUCUCUAUCUAAAGAUAAGAUCAAGAUUAGAAUUCUAAACUUCUAAUAAGAGAUUGUAUUAUAAUAAAUAAAUUAGUGAAAAAAAAUAUAUGCACAAACCUCCCUAGCUCUCUAGUUUUCUUUCAUUACAUGCAGCACUUCAAAGCAAUGAAAGUGUUUCAAAUUAAUAGAAAGUAUUGCCAUAUUAUGAAAAUAGUUUACCAUUUUUGUUCUCGUCUUCUUCUUUUGCUAUUAUUUUUUCUCUUUCUUUCCUUGAAGAAGAAAUAAAGGAAGGAGAAAAUACAGAAGGGAUGCUAAGACAUCUACAGUAUAAACUUCGAGUAAGAGCAGUAAGAGAUUUCCUUUUAAAAAAAAAAAAAAAAAAAAAACAACAUAACAA
Ziziphus jujuba (common jujube) is the source of this 2760-nucleotide messenger RNA. Its product is annotated as VQ motif-containing protein 18. The transcript has 2 exons. The record is from RefSeq and is a predicted model, not a curated record. Gene Ontology annotation, cellular component: nucleus. Bases 223 to 771 code for a protein of 182 amino acids. NCBI's taxonomy places the organism in Eukaryota, Viridiplantae, Streptophyta, Magnoliopsida, Rosales, Rhamnaceae.